AUGUCCUCUGAACUGGCCAGAAUGACAGAAAAAUACAAAACUUCUCUUAACGAAAUGGAAAAAUGGAGGUCUCGAGCUUUAACCCUUAAGCAUGUGGACAUCGAUUUAACACCCAGAAAGCUAGGCAAGCUUUUGGAAGCAAAAGAAGAAAUGAUUGAAAGUGCAAGAAAUACUGCUAAGAAUAUUAAAAAGAAUGUGGAGGAAGAAAAGCCCUCAAUCUCUGUUUUACAGGCAUUAUCCAUGUGGAACACAAAUUUCGCUAACAUUCCUGAGGCUGAAAAGAACUCGUUUGAAUAUUCCCCAAAAUCAACUUUAGAUUCACAUAGUGUCAGACGAGCAGCAACUACAAACGAUUCAAUCCAUCAUCGAGAAAAAGGUAUUCAAUGUUCAAAGCUUGCUGGACACUACUGA
Naegleria fowleri is the source of this 411-nucleotide messenger RNA. RefSeq lists its product as uncharacterized. The transcript has a single exon. The record is from RefSeq and is a predicted model, not a curated record. NCBI's taxonomy places the organism in Eukaryota, Heterolobosea, Eutetramitea, Acrasida, Naegleriidae. The coding region runs from base 1 to 411 and encodes 136 amino acids.